Hypomesus transpacificus is the source of this 4290-nucleotide messenger RNA. It is a transcript of the gene znf217, whose product is annotated as zinc finger protein 217. The record is from RefSeq and is a predicted model, not a curated record. NCBI's taxonomy places the organism in Eukaryota, Metazoa, Chordata, Actinopteri, Osmeriformes, Osmeridae. Gene Ontology annotation, biological process: regulation of DNA-templated transcription. The transcript is spliced from 7 exons. The coding region runs from base 314 to 3211 and encodes 965 amino acids. Gene Ontology annotation, molecular function: DNA-binding transcription factor activity, RNA polymerase II-specific; RNA polymerase II cis-regulatory region sequence-specific DNA binding. Gene Ontology annotation, cellular component: nucleus.
GUUGCCUUCCCUCUGCCUGUUUGUGUGUGAAUGUAACUUACAACAGGCAAGACAAGCAUUGUCUACUUUAGGUUGGCAAAAAUGAAUACCCAAAUGUAAAGCCAAGACGUCUAGCAUCACAGUUCCUGUCUCUUCAGUGAACAAAGCAGGCCUUAUGUGUCAAAGUUCACCUUCACCAGGGACCUACCAAGAUGUCCUGCAAGAACCCAUAACAGCAAAAGCAAUCUCCUAUUGAAAGUAUAAACCAAUAGCCACAUUAAUUUGGCGGCAAAUUUUAAGGAACGUACAAGAUCGAUCACGCAGUUGGGAAGACAUGCCGACUCACCUGUUACUGCCAUAUGUGGAGGGUCCUGAUGGGCUGGGCCAAGAGAUUCUGACCAGUAGCAGUAUGCCGGGGGCAGGAUCCAGUAUGACACCUCACUACACAACUGCUCAGAAAGCUGAAACAGAGGCAGAGGGAACCCUAGCCUUGUUUUGCAUGUUCUGUGACCGGGCCUUCACUCACCAGGAUGACCUGGGCCCUCAUGUCCUGACUGAGCACCCCACCACCUUGUUUGAACCAACAGUGUUACGCGUGGAUGCUGAGUUUCGAAUCCCAGGAGAGAGAACCUGGCCCAGACCUAGCUUACCACCUGAAAAUGAAGAAGUCUUCAAGUGUGUUGUGUGUGAUCAGGUCACAGAUGAUGCUGGUGAAUUGGAGACCCACAUGAGGAAGCACAGGGACCAUUUUACCUACAGUUGUAAUCUCUGUAGCCGGCGCUUCAGGGAGCCCUGGUUCCUUAAGCUCCACAUGAAGAGAAUACAUGGGAGCAAGGGGGGAGCGAAGAGCAAGGCCCAGCAGGACCUUGACACCCCUGUCACAAUCAACAACAUCCCCCAAGAACAAACGCCAGAGCCUGUCUCCACACUUUAUAAAAUGUGUAUGGUAUGUGGGUUUUUCUUCCCAGAUAAAGACCGUUUGUUAGAGCACAGAAAAAUGCAUACCAGAGAAACAGAGCUUGAUGAAGACAGAGAUCAAGAGAGUAUUGCUACUGCCAAGUCCUCGCUCAAUCAGGAAGCAUUUCUUCAGGGUCUUCAGCUUCGCCCUGUAACAAAGUGUUCUGAUAUGCAACCAGAAAAAUACUACAGGGGAAUUGCCCAGCUUGACCCAUUCAACACUUACCAAGCCUGGCAGCUGGCCACAAAGGGCAAGAUAGCAGUUGGUCCAAAUAUAGCAAAAGACAUGGGCCAAGAUGCUAGCUCAGACAAUGAAGACUCUGGUUCAGACAAGGAAGAACUGGGAAAUAUUUGGUCAGAAUCUCAAGGCGACAGGUCUGUUAAAGAGGACUCUGGGAGGCAGCUGAGGUCUAAAAGGCUACUGGGAGCAGAGACCCCAUCACCUGAGCCAGACCAGAGGUCUCUGAUCCGGAAAGACAAGCCAACACACUGUGAGGAUUGUGGGAGGACGUUCAGAACCUACCACCAGCUUGUGCUCCACUCCAGAGUGCACAUGAGGGAGAGGGGUGGAGAGGAAAGCCCCACUGCCUCCUUUGACGGCAAAAUGUCAAGAGCAGGUUCCCUAGACCAAGUAGAGGAAGGGUCUGAAGAUGGCUCAGAGGAAGGAACUGGGGAUGUCUUUUGUUCAGAUAAAAGUGAAGAUGGCAUUGAUCAGACAAAAGUCAAAACCCUUGCAUCCUCAAGGAUAUGCAGCUACUGUGGAAAAACAUUCCGUUCAAGCUACUGCCUCAAUGUUCACCUCAGGGUUCACACAGGUGAAAAACCAUUCAAGUGUGUAUACUGUGAUUAUGCUGGCGCACAGAAGACCUCACUGAGAUAUCACCUGGACAGGCAUCACAAGGACAAACCUUACUUUGAGAUCCCUAGUAGACCAGUGCUGCCAGGGCCCUCUCCUAGUGAGAAAGAAUCCACCAGAAAUAAGGAGGAGAAACGGACCACAAGCAGGUCCAAACUGUGGGUAACCCCCAAGGUUGGGCCAGGAACUAAGUCACGUGUCAAUGCUAAAGGAGAGGACAGGUGUAAUAGUUUGAGUGGUAAGCUUGCCAGCCCUCCUACCAAAGUGACUGCUGAGUGUGGGAAAUUAACCGCUAAGAGUGCUUUCUUUGCAGAAGAUGUCCACAUAAAAUACCCCAUACCUGUCAACCUGAAGAUGGAGCGUAAGGAAAUAAAAGACGAAGACAAUGAGGCCCCAUUAAAUCUGUCCUUAAAAGUGUCACUGUCUAUCUCCGCCACAUCAGAACCAAGAAAUGUGUUAGUUCCCAAAGCAUGUGCGUCUUGCACCUUUAAAACUCUUUACCCAGAGGUCCUACUCAUGCACAAGAAGCUGAUUCAUAAGGAAAAGUCAGACAUGACUAAGAGGAAUGGUAUCAGAGGCAGUGCUAAACUGAAGCGUUACACAGGCUGCCCCCCAGCCCUGGAUGGCAAAGAUGUCACCCCGCUUCCUCCAAUUGACAGGAGACAUCCUCGCCGUACCAAGUCACCCACCCCCCAGCCAGCAAAACCUUCAGAGAUGCGUCCCCAGAACCCACCUCAGGUCCCUAAAAGUUCCCCAAUCCCGUCACUCCAGAGGGAGUCAGGACAGGAGGGCAAGAGGUACAGGAGGAUUGAACCUCACACCAGCCAGAACUCCCCCUGGUUUAAAGAGGCAGGGCAGGAGUCCAUCAGCGGUGUGAGCAAAGAUGACUGCUAUGCAGUAGACCGACCGAGCCCACCUGACAGAGUGGGGAUUGGACAAAGGAGCUACUCGGUGAGGCACGACGUGGUCUGGCCCUCAGAUGCUGCCAGACUCUGUCUCUCCAGCCGGUUUGGCAGUCUGCCUCAAAUGGACUUUGGUGAAACCUCCAGCAAGAGGCCAAAGUACUCGUUGCCCCCAUGCAGGGAAAGUGGCACUGCUGAAACCCCCAGUUUCAGGACAGGGGAGGUGUCCAAAAGACUACCUACCUCAGGCAGGAAAAUGUCACUGCAAGGAAACUCCCCAUCUGAAUGCCCUCAGGCCUUUGCUCCUGUGAGAUCAUCUCCUCCAGCCCCCGGAAGCAUCGACACUGACUGGAACAUGAUCAACAUCCUACGCUCCUACUGCCCCAGUGACCUGGCCUCCCUCUACCAGGUCACAGGGGCCAACCCAAGCCACGGAGGCUUGACCAAUCCUAGGGCAGGUCUAAAGUAUUCUGAUGGUAUCAUGUUGCCACCUGCUUCAGUAGAAGGAAAGCGGUAACUGAUAGAUUAUUUUGUGAUGACCUACUGUGAUCUUUAGAUAAACCUUUAUAAAUUAGCCUACCUACAGUUUACAGUAUGUAUGAUGAUUGACUGUUAAUGUAAUGUAAUGGUAUGGAUGCACUAGAUAGAAUUUGUGUAAAGGAAGAAAAGAAAUCAUACUUUUGCAUGUUCAAUUGCGGCUGUCUUGAUCUUUUUUCAUACAUUUUUUCAUAGUCAGCUAUACAUUACUACAUUAUUUUGUCAAAGCACUGUCCAAUAGUCUCAGGCCUGACGGUUUACAGUCUUUAUUCACAACAUGUAUGAUAUGCAUCAGAAAUUGACUGUUGAAGGUCAAGAAAUGUAUUAUUUUAUCGUCAGAUAAAGCUGCUGUAGCUGUCAUGUGAACUACGACAGACAAUAUGGUUUCAGGAUGGAAUAAAAUGUCUGAUAUACCUCUUUGUAGCUAUCACUGGAUGGACAUGACGGUAUCAUUUUCAGUUGGGAUCAAGUAUAAAGUGCCACACGGAAUUCUGUGUAAAAGGUACACUGGUUUACCAGUGGCCUAUUAGUGCCUCAAAACCCACUAUGCUGUAACACAUGGACCAAAUAACACAAUAACUGUGGGGUUUUGUUUUGUGUGCAGAACAGUUCUCUAUAACAUUUGUUUUAAACACAAUUGUCUUAUUUACACAGUAUUCAGGACGUUUCUUAUAUCAUUAAGUGUCCUGAGCAGCAACUGAGUAAUUUGUAUCUAGUUUGUGGCAUGUUGACCUGGCUAUGUGCCUCACCAGUGGCCUUGGGGAUUGUCUUAUUUGGUGAUAUCGAUUGUGGAGGAGGAUAUAAUGGCCUUGCUCAAAGCAUUCUACGCUGAUGGAAACAAAUCUGUGAUUGCCUCAGGUUUCAGACUUUUCUUAUUUUCAAGCAAUUUGUGUACUUCAGAUUUAGUAAUCUGGUCUUUUGCCAUUUAUUAUAGAAUUUUGUGUUAAUUUAUUACCCUUUAUUUGGUUUUGUUUCUAAUAUUCACAUGUACUUUGUAAAAAGUGAAAUAUUGUUUAAAUAUGUAUGACAGUUACAAUAUAAUAAAAAAUUAGUCCAUUA